Sesamum indicum (sesame) is the source of this 2185-nucleotide messenger RNA. RefSeq names its product serine/threonine-protein kinase MHK. Lineage: Eukaryota; Viridiplantae; Streptophyta; Magnoliopsida; Lamiales; Pedaliaceae. The record is from RefSeq and is a predicted model, not a curated record. Gene Ontology annotation, molecular function: ATP binding; protein kinase activity. Gene Ontology annotation, biological process: protein phosphorylation.
UUCUUCUCCAAUGCUUCUUCUGCGGAUUUUGCUGUUAUUAUUUUGUUAGCAUAUAACCAUCAAUCCAUCUCUCUCUCUCCUGUUUUCAACGAUUCUUCUCUUAUUGCAUUCUUCAUCCAAAUAUCCAUUUCUCUCUCUCGACUCUGUGUUCCUCUCUCUCUAGAUAUUUCCUCUAUCGGCUCAUGGCGCCCUACUGUUUCAUAUGAGUUUUUGGCAGAUGGAUGAAAUUUGAGACUCUGUGAAGUUCCAUGAUGAUAGUUGUAGAUAUUCUUGGACUCUGUUGCAGCAGAAGCUUCUAUAGCAAGGUCGUGCUACAAAGGACUGCUGGUUUUAGAUGAUAACUGCUUGCAGCUUGUAGAGGCUGCCCACAAGCAUGUUGAUAACUUUCUGGUUAAUAAUCAACAGUACUUAUAAUGAAAAGCCAGUACCUUACUGCAUAUUGUAUUACGUGGUGGACAUAAGCACAGAUGUGUACAUAGAAAUAAUUGAAAAUCACUGCCUAGACAGUGUACAAACCUCUUUCAAGAGGUUAGAAGUCCAUUGACCUAAAAGGAUUGUUUCGGUUUUAGUGAAUCAAAAAUGGAAAGAUAUAGAAUUUUGGCAGAGCUUGGUAAUGGAACAUCCGGGAGUGUAUAUAAAGCCGUACAUAUUGAAACAUCUGACAUUGUUGCAGUAAAAAAAAUGAAGAGAAAGUUCUAUCACUGGGAGGAAUGUGUAAACCUGCGAGAAGUAAAGUCUCUACGUAAACUGAAUCAUCCUAAUGUCAUCAAGUUGUUGGAGAUUGUCCAAGAAAAUAAUGAGCUUUUCUUCAUAUUUGAGUACAUGGACCAUAACCUAUACCAAAUAAUGAAAGAUCGGCAAGAGUCUUUUUCAGAGGAAGAGAUACGAGGCUUGAUGUAUCAGGUGCUGCAAGGUCUUGCACAUGUGCAUAAACAUGGAUAUAUUCAUCGGGAUUUAAAACCUGAGAAUUUGCUGGUGACAAAUAACAAAAUAAAGAUUGCUGACUUUGGACUGGCUAGAGAAUUGUCAUCCAUACCUCCCUAUACUGAUUAUGUAUCCACUCGCUGGUAUCGAGCUCCAGAGGUAUUGUUGCAAUCGUCAUUCUAUACCCCUGCCAUUGAUAUGUGGGCUAUUGGUGCCAUACUUGCUGAGCUUUUCACUUUGUGUCCCAUUUUUCCUGGGGAAAGUGAAAUCGAUCAAUUAUACAAGAUAUGCUGUGUACUUGGGGCACCAGAUUGGAAGACAUUUCCUGAGGCUACAAACAUUUCUCGAUUAGUUGAUAUCACUUAUUCAGAAAUUAUGGCUGCUGAUCUUUCUGAUGUUAUCCCAAAUGCAAGCUUGGAAGCCAUAGACUUGAUCAAGCAACUUUGUUCGUGGGAUCCAUUAAAGAGGCCAACUGCAGAUGAAUGCAUGCGGCAUCCCUUUUUCCAUGUCUCCAUGCGGAUUCCUCGUGCACCUGCAGAUGCGUUCCAGUUAAAUCUAGGAUCUGAACCAAAUCUUGAACUGAACCUGUGGAACUUUGGGACGGCAGCAGAUGAUUGUUUUCUUGGCCUGACAUUGGCAGUGAACCCUAGUGCUCCAAACUUGGAGGUCAACAAAAAUCAAGGUACUGAAGAGGAUGUGAAGAUCUACUCUGGUCUUCAUGAUCAUUCACCGCAAUCUGUUUUCUGGUCAUUGUUUCCCUGUGAUGGCAAUAUAAUUACAACGUCGGUGGAGUCAUCCCUCUCCUUAUCAUUUGGGUCAGUUCCACAUCCGUCAAUUGGAGUACCACAAUCAGCAGGAUUUGCAAUGGCAUCUUUUCAGCCCAAUAUCUUAGAGCGUCCCCUACUGGCGACGCCCUCCCCCCUCCGGCCGGGCCAUUAUUACCUUUGAAAUGUACAGGUUAUGGAAAUUGGCAUAGUUACAGCUUAUGAUUCUCUCCAAGUUAAAUUGAUCUGAACGACUAUACUUCCUCCUCACUGAUUAGUGUUAUGGUAACAUGUAAUGGAUGCUAUCUUAGGUCAAACAUUAGGGAGUUACUUAUGAAAGUUAGCAUAUGAAGUAACUAGACAUGAGAGUAGUGUUGCUUAGGAUGUUUGAAUGAUGCCUUUCCUUUAAUAUUUGGAAUGAGAAAUCGAGAAUCAUUACUGAUAUCGGUUUGGAUUAAGCCUUUCUUACUACAAUAUAUGAUCCCAUUUUUUGGCUU